ACCUCUAGUACCAUUGAAAGGUGCUGGGUGCUUCAAUAGAAGCAACAUAAAAGCACGAAUCACUCAACAUAUAUACUGAUAUUCUCUGCCUCUCUCACCACCUCUUCUUGUUCUUAAUGCAAUCAGUUUUAAGCUACAUUUCUUCUUGUUAAUUUCUGGAUUAUGCAUACCAAAUGUUAAGCCUUACUAUCUUCAGGUGAAUCAUCUAUUUGCGUCAGCUAACUUAACUACACCAUGCUGCAUUCCCUUGCAUUUUUUUCAACCUGCUACAUGAAGAAUCAUCUGCAGCUGUCUCUGAAGGAUUUAAACCUAAAGCAGGACCUUGUAUAAUGCUUCUUGAAGAGCAAUCUGAUGAAGGAAGUCUAUAUUCUUUUGGAGUAGAAAAAGACCCUGGAUUUUGUAACUUACGAUCUGGAAGAAAUGAAUUAUUACCACAGGAUGUUCCUUGCUUAUGCAGCAAUUGCUGCUCUUUCGUCACCACCAAAUAGUUGCCAUGGAUAUCAGUACGCACCAACAGUAAAGCCUCUCUUUCAGAGUAUCCCGUUUAUUCCACUGUGGAAUGCACCAACAGAGCUGUGUGCCAAAAGGAAUGUGCGAAUAAAUCUGAAACCAUUUCCCAUAAUAUCCAGCACUCUUAGAGAGCACAGAGGACAGAAUAUUACAUUAUUUUACAAUGAUAGAUUUGGAUUCUAUCCAUACAUUGAUGAAAAUACAGAAAGACUAUACAAUGGAGGCCUUCCGCAGUUGGCUAAUGUUACAAAACAUUUAAAUCAAGCGGAAAAAGACCUGCUCUAUUUUCUUCCUUUCACGGAGAAUUCAGGACUAGCAGUCAUUGACUGGGAAAAUUGGAGACCACACUGGAUGCGGAACUGGGGGACCAAACAAAUUUAUAGAGCACUUUCCAUCAAAAUAGUUCAAGAAAAGGCUACACAUCUGUCUAGAAAUGAAGUAACUAACUGUGCUAAACAAGAAUUUGAAACAGCAGCAAAAGAAUUUAUGAAGGCAUCUUUACAACUAGGGAAGACUGUCAGGCCAAAGCAAUUAUGGGGGUACUAUUUAUUUCCAGACUGCUAUAACUAUGAUUACAAAGUAGACUUUAUCAAAUAUAAUGGAAGCUGUCCAAGCAUUGAGGUACAAAGAAAUAAUGAGCAUAUGUGGCUAUGGAAUGAAAGCACAGCACUUUUUCCAUCUAUCUACUUAGAGUCUGCAUUGGCCUCCUCAGUAAAAGGCACAUUGUUUGCACGCAACCGUGUUUAUGAAGCGAAAAGAGUUGCUGCGCUUCCUAGGCAAGCAUAUACCACACCGGUGUAUGUUUACGUACGACUUGUAUUUUCCGACAAUACUGCCAGCUUUCUUUCUAAGCAGGACCUUGUAAAUACCAUUGGUGAAAGUGCUGCGUUAGGAGCGGCUGGAAUAAUUGUCUGGGAAGGAACUGCUAUUACCCAGACACAGGCAUCGUGUCAUUCUCUGAACUCAUUUGUGAACAACGUGCUUAAUCCCUACAUCAUCAAUGUGACAACAGCUGCCAAGAUCUGUAGCAGUGUUUUGUGCCAAGAGAAGGGUCGAUGUAUAAGGAAAAACUGGAACUCCACAACUUAUUUGCACCUGAACCCCCUAUACUUUAACAUUGAGAGUGUUGCCCAAAGAUACAGGGUUCAUGGAACAGUAACACCUAUGGAUCAUAAUCUGAUGGCUAAAUGGUUCACCUGUCAGUGUUAUGAGGGAAUGAACUGUCUUACUAAUGCAAUGUAUCCAUCAGACAACAUUACUGUUACUAUGUAUAUCUAAAGCGACAUGUAACCUUUUUGCUGGCACAAGGUUUUAUAAUUACAUGACACAAUGAAGUCAGUGGCUCAGCCAGGCAUUUUGUGGCAUAGCUUGUUUGAUUCAGUUAAGUGGAUUACAGUCUUCUAAAAGAAGCAUAUGCUUAAAUAUGCUUUUGAAUGUUGCACUGCUUUCAUAAGAACCAUAUAUAGUCAGUGAGAAUGAAGAUAUAUUUUUAAUUAUGUGUCUCAAUGUGUAAUUUUUUGUGGCUUUAGGGGUCUUGUUGUAUCUACAUAUGCUGGCAAGACAACAAAAUCACCUCAACAAAAGAAUGAUAUGUGCAAUUCCACUAGUAAUAAUGACAAUUGAAAUGAAUGAAAUUAUUCAGCUCUGGCAGGAGAUGUGCCCUCAGAAAAUAUAACACCACAAAUCACAAACGAAGCUCAUACCAGGAUGAAGUUUUAUCAAUAACCUGCGAAUGGAUGUGGAUUAUAGUGGGUUUACCCAUGGCAGGUAUGGCUCGAUCAUGAGUGAUAAGUGAUCAAACAAAUAAGUCAGACAUGUUAAUAAGCAUAGAUUAUUCUUAACAUUCAGUCCUAUUAUUUAAAUAAAGUAAUUUCCUACUUUUUACAUAAUACAGAACUACAACAUGUCUAAACAUUUUGCUUCCAUAGUCUUUUUCCUGCCAUCUUGCAUGACAGGAGAAGGGGUUGAAUAUAUGCCAGUCCUUACCCAGCGUCCUUUGAUACGAUUAAGAUUAUACCACUGUAUGUUUCUUUUUGAGACUCGGCAGUGUACAUGCAACCUAUUGUUUACAUAAAGAUGGUUGCAGACUUUUGACAUUGCAGCACAGGUUACAUGCAUUUCUUAUACGUGUUGAGACUGUUUUUUUCUUUUCAUAAUGUUUGCCUUUGGGAGACUAAACCUUUACCUUCCACCCUCUUGAAAAUGUUGUAUCUUUUCUACACUUAGCAAAUUGAAGAACAUGACAGCUGAAAUUUUUGUUUUCAAGACCUAUACUCACCUAGACUUAAUCAUACCAGUAUUGCUGGAUUUGCAAAGGUACACUGAUUGCUCUAUCCAAUCAGACUGUAAUUUGCACAUUAAUCAUUUUUUCAUUGUAUAAUUCUCAACAUAUUCUGUUUUACUGCAUACUUAGGACCAAUUUCCAAAAGAUAUGCUCUCAGUGUAAAUGAGUUACUCUGGUGUAAGCCUGCCCCAAUUCCAAAAGUCUUGCUGUCAGUGUAAACAACUUACUCCGAUGUAAGCUUGCUCCACUUCCAAAAGGUAUGCUCUUAGUGUAAAUCAUUUACUCUGGUGUAAGCCUGAUCUGAUUCCAAAAGACUUUCUCUCAUCAUAAGUGACUUACUCAGAUAUAAGGCUAUCUAAAAUGCAGACAUUCACCAGGGAUCAGAUUCAGAAGAAUUUGGCUGCUAUGGAAACUUUGCAGGUGGUCCACUUUAGAACAGAUUCAUGUAGAUUCUGCUCUGGCUGAAAGAAGUUUUUGGCCUUAUGAAUAAGCAAUAUAUUUUUUUAUCAUAA
This is a messenger RNA of Protopterus annectens (West African lungfish), 3306 nucleotides long. RefSeq names its product hyaluronidase PH-20-like. Gene Ontology annotation, molecular function: hyalurononglucosaminidase activity. Gene Ontology annotation, biological process: hyaluronan catabolic process; carbohydrate metabolic process. Bases 421 to 1788 code for a protein of 455 amino acids. The record is from RefSeq and is a predicted model, not a curated record. The transcript has 4 exons. NCBI's taxonomy places the organism in Eukaryota, Metazoa, Chordata, Ceratodontiformes, Protopteridae. Gene Ontology annotation, cellular component: acrosomal vesicle.